AUGAAUUCCAAUCGACCUCUUUCCUAUGACAGUUUCAAAAAAGUGUUGAUCUACAUGAACGCAAACUUGAGACUUCGCCUUGCCACACAGUGCCCUUCUAUUCGUUCAGCGGAAAAAGCGGCUCCCCUGAAAAUCAAAUUCUUCCAACCAAUAAGAAACUGUAUGUUCAUUGAUGACACAAUCUAUCAUUUCGGAGUUUAUAAGAAAUAUCCGGAGGGUGAAUGUCCUUCAAGAGUCCUCGUGGCAAACAACACGGACGGCUCAUCGAGGGAUGUUGAUGAGUUUGGAUUCGAUUAUUGGGGAGAUGCAAAUGCAGUGACAGAGGGAGACGUCGAUGUAAGGAACCCUGAAGAACAAGAAGAAGAGUACCCGGAGAAACCUGAUGGUUUUGUGGAGCAAGAAGAAAAUAAGUUGAAAGAUCUGCAAGCACGCCUUGCUGAUUCAGGAAUGGUCUCAAAGUCCCGUUUGAGUGUUUCCUUAUGUUAA
Messenger RNA from Caenorhabditis remanei, 486 nucleotides. RefSeq lists its product as uncharacterized. The transcript is spliced from 2 exons. The coding region runs from base 1 to 486 and encodes 161 amino acids. NCBI's taxonomy places the organism in Eukaryota, Metazoa, Nematoda, Chromadorea, Rhabditida, Rhabditidae. The record is from RefSeq and is a predicted model, not a curated record.